ACGAUAAAAUCUUGAGUUUUUUUUUCAAACGAGAUUUUUUUUUUGUAAUUUUUUUUCCUCUUCUUCUUCUGUUAUAUUUUUGUUAUUAUUUUAAAAAACAACUUUUUCACCAGACGACAUAACACGGUCAUUUGGCGUGCGUGAAUUUGGCGAGAAGUGCAAAAAAUAAUUGAAAACAUUAGCAAAAGUUUUUCACAUCACAAUAUGAACUAAUUCCUUCAAUACAAAUAAAAAAUCGAAAAAAAUACGAAAAUCGUCCAAAAGUUCCAGAACAACAAAAAUUGCCAUUGAAAAUAAUUUAAACAUCGAAUUUCAACAUGACUUCGACCGUACGACACGAAUAUUCAUCUAAUGUGGUACGAGAAUUGCAUCCAACAAUGACGACAACUACGAGCUCCGGCUUUCAAAGCAAACUCGAUGAUAAGUUAGACUACUUGUUGGAUGAUUUGCAAGCGAGCGUUAGUCGUCCAGGAAGUUCCUUGGGACAACCAAUUACGACCUCGUCAUCGUCACAUCAUCAUCAGAGCAGCUCGUCACAGCAAGUGCACUAUUUGCAGCCAGCUAAUUCGACAACAGUUUUGCGCGAACGUUCAACAAGUCCCGUCUCUGGACAGAAAAAAUUCUACACCGCAACAUCCAAAUAUGAAUACAAAAGUAGCUCAGGUGGCGGAAACAAGGCAACGAAUACGACGGAUUCUACUGUCACCGAUGUGUACAAACAGAAUAUCAAUCAACUGGAUAAUUUAUUGAGCGAUUUGGAACGUGAACGGGACUCCUCGUUAGAUAGAAAGAGGACCAUUAAGACGCUCGAAUCAAAUGUCAAUAUCGAUCCGACAUUAGAGCCCGGUCAGCAAAAGCUCGUCAAAACAACGACUUUCCAUCAAACGGGCGAAAAACGUGUCGCACGUGAGUUGCUCUACGAUCCUCCAGGCACGGAAGUCGUUCGUCAUUCACGCAACCGCAAUCGCAGUCCCGGCACAUGGGACAACCGCACCGUCGAAUUUGUCGAUAGCGGCACCGUUGAUCGUCAUCACACGCCAAAUGUGCGUUCGGAGCAUUUCUACACGGAAAGCAAGGAACUUUCGCACUUGCCGCGCUCCCCAAAAGUCCAUUAUUCGGAGCACGUAUCGGAAAGUGUUGGCGCCGAUGCCGUUCGCAAACUCGAUAUUGACGAACAUUUAUUGCCGACGCCAAACACGAAGGUAACGACAACUGUUCGCACCUACACGUACGAGUUGCCCGAAGAACCGGAAACGGGUUUGAUCAACAAGAAGAUUCACAUGAAGGAUGAAGCGUACAAUCGAACCACUACAACGUUGCCAAGUAAUCGUGCGGAACGCGAUAUCGAAGCAUUGCCCCCGGGUUCGUCGCACACCCUUACGACAUAUCGCCAAGACGCGAAUGACCUUCCGACACUCGUUAAUGGCACGCCUGCGACGACAAACAGCAAAUCGAUGUUCUACAAAAAGGAGACGAAAUCCUCGAACACAACUUAUUAUCCGGGCUCGCCAGAUCCGAGUUUGUUGCCACGCUUGACGCAACAACCGGAUGACGGUACAGGACGUCCUGUACACGUUUAUCAGGAACAAAUUACGCAUAAAGGACCUCCGGGAUCGCCUGUGCCUUCGGAUCCGUAUGGCAUGAACACGAUAACGUAUCGCUACAAUUCGACAAACACGAAUGCGAAUGUUCGUUAUCCGCCGCCGGAACGAGAGCCGUUGUUGCCAGCGUUUCCUGUCGAUGGUGUCGAUAAUCAGCAUCCGGAUGCCAAUCCGCCGAAGCGUGUUGAGGAUUUGAUGGCUACUUUUGGAGAUACAUCCGUUACGGAAACAAACUACUUACGCAGACGUGAAGUUGCCGAAAAACCCAUCACACCAACACGCAUCGAGGAAAAACAACGUACUUUGGUGCCCAUUCAAAAUCCCGAUGAUCAACGUGAAUCGACGAAAAAUGUCGCUGGAAGUCCCGUUUAUUAUCCUCCUGGUCAUGAAAUGUUCGAAAAGAAGGAAGAAGCUGCUGUUUGGACUGCAGCUGGCGGCAUGGCUCGUGGUCGCGGCGAAUACGAAUACAAAGCAGAGGCAAAACAAAAGAGCAAAAGCAAAAGUGGGGCAGCAGUUGUGCCGGUUUGUCUCCCACUCUGUUGUGCCAUGCCAUGUUCAAUCAUGUAAAACAAGCUCAAUACGGAACUUUUUGAUGAUGAAUUGCUAACCCACUUACGACAAAAAAAAACAACACAAAAACUACUAAUGAAAUAUUUUAUUCCCUAAUUAAUUGUUAAAAAAUAACUUGUUAAUCGUCGUUCGUUCAUUCAUUCAAAGUUAAUGAAACAACAACAAAAAAAAGUAGAACAGAAACUUUAAUAAUAAUAUUUAAUGUUAACAUAAAAUUUUUAUUUUUUGAUACUUUCCGUCAAAUAAUUGUCCCUCAUUGCCUUAAUUCUGUUUGAUUUUUGUGAAUAUAU
Molecule: messenger RNA, 2461 nt
Organism: Culicoides brevitarsis
Lineage: Eukaryota; Metazoa; Arthropoda; Insecta; Diptera; Ceratopogonidae
Exons: 9
Coding region: 318-2168 (616 amino acids)
Source: RefSeq, a predicted model, not a curated record